This is a messenger RNA of Gigantopelta aegis, 2047 nucleotides long. RefSeq names its product autocrine proliferation repressor protein A-like. The record is from RefSeq and is a predicted model, not a curated record. Lineage: Eukaryota; Metazoa; Mollusca; Gastropoda; Neomphalida; Peltospiridae. The transcript has 15 exons. The coding region runs from base 284 to 1735 and encodes 483 amino acids.
UAAAUAUUACAAAACACCGAGACCAGGUAGUAAAUUGUUUCUCGUUUGAACGUUUCGACUGAAUUUGAGCAUGGGCAGACAAGCUGACUGAUUAGUUCACCGAAUCAGAUACGUGCUGGGAGUAACGCAAGGUGAACUUCCUUGUCCUGUUUCUUUUAUUAUGUCCGUAUUGUUCAGUGUAUGAGAAUGCCUCGUGAUCGAAACUGGUAGAGAAAAACAAACAGUUAAACUGAUCUACAUUCGUCGAUAUCAAAACCUUCAUUCUGAUCGUAUACUCAGUAACAUGAUAAACGUUGCCGUGGUGUUGCUGUCCGUGUGUGUGGGAGUCCCUGGUGUGACGUCAUCGGCGCUGUCGGACUACGUGUUUAGACCCGAUCCCCACUACAAGUAUGAAAUACUGAGAAAAACAAGAGGAGAGGGAUACACCCAUUAUGUCAUCAAUAUGACGUCACAAAAAUGGCUAUCAGACAAAAUAUCUAAUCACGCAAUUUGGUGGCACUAUUUGUCCAUGGUGGUACCGGAUAAGCUCAAAUAUCCCAACGACUGCUUUCUCUUCAUCGACGGUGGAUCCAAUCACAAAAGCCCUCCAAACGAAACCACCCGGUCUACGGUUGUCAUUACCAUGUUGGCAAUAAGUACCGGUAUGAUCACCGGAAAUCUGCACACAGUUCCCAAUGAACCAAUCUCGUUUGUCGAAGACCCGACACAUAAGUCUAGAAAGGAAGAUUUAAUCAUUGCAUGGACUUGGAAAACAUUUGUAGAUAACAACCAUACAGUGCCAGAGUAUCUCCUUCGUUUUCCGAUGACCAAGGCUGUUGUGCGAGCAAUGGACACAUUAGCAGAGGUGGCUGGAAAGCUGAACGUUACCAACAAACUGGAUCGAUUUUACUUGUCUGGAGCAUCUAAACGUGGCUGGACCACGUGGACAGCUGGUGCCGUAGAUCCUCGAGUAAAAGGCAUCGUUCCUGUUGUUAUGGAUCUUCUACACAUGGUCAAGAACUUGCAUCACCAAUUCCGGGCGUACGGCGGCUGGACCUUCGCUUUUAAAGCUUACUACGAACUGAAUUUCACGCAACUGCUAGAUAAUCCAAGAACUCAGCUGAUGGCUGACUAUGUUGACCCAAUUUCGUUCAAAGACACCCUGACAAUGCCGAAGUUGAUCAUCAGUGCUACAGGGGAUGAAUUCUUCCUACUAGACGACUCGCACUAUUACUACAAUGAUCUUAUUGGACCCAAAUAUCUUAAAAUCCUACCAAACGCUGAACAUUCGUGUAUUGGACACACUGUUGACAUUUUCUUUACAAUCAGGAGUUUCAUCCUCUCCAUCGCCACGGCAGCACCUCUACCCGAACUAACAUGGAAACGAGAAAUAACUCCAUUCGGUGGACGUAUUACGGUAUUUUCUAACAUCGCUCCGCUAAAGGUGAACGCAGUGUACGCACACACCCUGGAUGGACUAAGACGCGACUUCCGUCUGUUUGUUGGUGGUCCAGAUGGUAAACCAUAUCCACACCCGGUCUUGUGGUACGAGAGAAAAGUCCAGUCUCUGGGGAACAAUUCUUAUAUGAUUGAAUUUGAAGCCCCACAAAAUGGUUGGCUCGCUUUCCUUAUUCAGGUGGCGUAUCCAGGAGUUGAUGACAGUGUUCUGGAGUUUACCACGGAGACUCAGAUUAUUCCCGACACAUUCCCCUUCCCAGACUGUCAUGGCGACGGGUGUCAUGGAACUCUGGUGUGACCCUGGCAACAAUGGGUCUGUGUUAUGCUUGCUUUAUCAGUUGCGGAUCCAGGGGGAGGGUCGAGACAUUCCGGACCUCUCCCCCGUGCUCACAACGAAAACAAUUCCACUGAGUGUAAUGUGCAUUCGCCGCUAAUACUAGAUUUCCAGUUACAUGUUCUUUAUAUCGUUAAUUUUAAUCGAAACGAGGUUUUCUGUUUAAAAUAUCACAAUAAUAUUUUUUUUUUAUUAUUAUUUAUUUAGCCAUUGUGUGUUUAAAGGGACAUUCCUGAGUUUGCUACAUUUUAAGAUGUUUCCGACUAAUAAAAUAUU